Messenger RNA from Callorhinchus milii (elephant shark), 2372 nucleotides. RefSeq names its product solute carrier family 2 member 2 (gene slc2a2). Bases 58 to 1578 code for a protein of 506 amino acids. The record is from RefSeq and is a predicted model, not a curated record. Gene Ontology annotation, cellular component: brush border; membrane. The transcript has 11 exons. Gene Ontology annotation, biological process: monosaccharide transmembrane transport. Gene Ontology annotation, molecular function: hexose transmembrane transporter activity. Lineage: Eukaryota; Metazoa; Chordata; Chondrichthyes; Chimaeriformes; Callorhinchidae.
AGAGGAGAGAGGGAGCGGUUUGGAUGUGACCGCGACUCCCGACUCCGGACUGGACACAUGGGCUCAGGGGACAGCAUGGAACAGCCCCCGAGACAGAUCACUGGGAUGCUGAUGCUGGCCAUCUUUACGGCGGUGCUUGGAUCCUUUCAGUUCGGUUACGGUCUCGGUGUCAUCAAUGCUCCACAGAAGGUUCUGGAGCGACAUUAUGCCCACGUCCUGGGUUUGUUGGUGGAGAACGAGACGGUGGCCGGAAACGUGAGCCAGGGCUCCCCACCGUACGGACACCCGGACAUCGGCAUGUACUGGGCGCUCUCCGUCUCCAUCUUCUGUAUCGGGGGCAUGAUUUCCUCUUUCUUCAUCGGGUGGAUCGCAGACAAGCUGGGGAGGCUGAAGGCAAUGCAGGUGGUGACCAGUCUGGCGAUGGUGGGUUCUCUCCUCAUGGGUUUGGCGAAGUUGGGUCCGUCUCAUGUGCUGGUCAUCGUGGGACGAAGUCUCACUGGACUUUAUUGCGGGCUGAUCUCGGGGCUGGUGCCCAUAUACAUUGGGGAGAUCGCACCCACCAGCCUGCGGGGGGCACUGGGCACCCUCCACCAACUAGCCAUCGUCACCGGCAUCCUCAUCAGCCAGGUGUUGGGUCUGCACUUCCUGUUGGGUAACGACGCUUGGUGGCCACUGUUACUCGGCCUGUCAGGGGCCCCGGCCGUGCUGCAGUGCUGCCUCCUGCCAUUCUGCCCCGAGAGCCCCCGCUACCUGUACAUCAAUCUGGGCCAGGAGGAAGCCGCCAAGAACAGCCUCCAGCAGCUGUUGGGCCCGUGUAACACUGACAAGGACAUUGCGGAGAUGAAGAAGGAGAAAGACGAGAUUCAGAGAGAGAAGAAGGUCUCCAUCCCGCAACUGUUCUACAACUCCAGCUACCGUCAGCCCAUCAUCGUGGCUCUGGUGCUGCACCUGGCACAGCAAUUCUCCGGCAUCAACGCGAUAUUUUACUAUUCCACCAGUAUAUUCGCGGUGGCUGGUGUCUCCCAUCCUGACUACGCCACCAUCGGUGUGGGAGCGGUCAACAUGAUCGCUACUGCCGUGUCUGUGUUCCUGGUGGAGCGGGCUGGGCGCCGCAGUCUGUUUAUGCUGGGCCUGGCCGGCAUGUGCCUGUGUGCCGUGGCCAUGACCGUGGGCCAGGUGUUACAGCACUCCAUCACCUGGAUGAGCUUCGUCAGCAUGUCAGCCAUCUUCCUCUUCAUCGUCUUCUUCGAGAUCGGCCCGGGUCCCAUUGCAUGGUUUAUUGUGGCUGAGUUAUUCAGCCAAGGGACGCGGCCGGCAGCCAUGACAGUUGCCGGCUUCUGCAACUGGACCUGUAACUUCAUCGUGGGAAUGUGCUUCCCAUACAUGGCGAAACUCUGUGGUCCGUACGUGUUCAUUAUCUUUGCGGGGCUGCUGUUCGGCUUCACGCUCUUCACCUACUUCAAGGUGCCGGAGACAAGGGGGAAGACCUUCGAGGAGAUCGCCCAGGAAUUCCGGCGCAAGAAACGUCCAGGAAAGGCCAGCGCCACGGAGCUGGAGCAUCUGGAGAGUACGGCCUGAGAGUGCGGACACAGAGUGGGCGGGUGGGUGGACGAGCGAGCGGACAUCUCCUCACUCUCAGCUUGUCUACUCUGGGGUGAACCUGAGGUGGAAGCAGUUGCCCUGGAGGCCUGAGUACCCGCCUAGCUCAGCAACUGGACCAUAUGAGGCCGUCUAAGCGUGAGGGUCAAUGUGAUUCCGUUACCAAAUACGUCGCCUUGGAGCCACAUCAGCCCCAAGGAGACCUCGCAACUCCCCUCUGCCACCAAGACAGUCACUCAUUGCUUGUUUGAUGUCUGACAAUCGUGUGAGUUUGAGCCCUUGCCAGGUGAUGGCAGGUAACUUGACUUUCCUGUUGGGCAACACAGCUCAGUGUGAAAUGCGCGAGAACAUUGCCACCACCUUCCUGCCCGCAGCUUGGACACCUGUUAUUUCUAAGAUGUUCGUUUGUUUUGCGUCUGUUUGUGGAACAUCGCCUCAUGCAAAUUGGCUGCUGCGUUUGCCUCCAAAGUACACAGUCACUGCAUUACACUUCAUUGUGUGAAAUCAUGUGAGACAUCUCCAGGACAUGAAAAGCUCCAAUUCUUGUCAGGUGUACGAGUGGUUUAAGUUGGAGGAGUCUGGAGGCCAACGUGUGGCCAGGAAACAGUUGAUGGACUUACUGUAUUGUACUUUAUGUGGAGAUGUUACUUUACACAGAUUGGAAGUUAGAGCAAGAGAGAAUGUGAAGCGGAAAGAUUAACAGAAUAUUAGGGGGAAACGUCUGACAGACAGACAGACGCACACAGAAACAGACACAUACAUACAAACAUACA